Molecule: messenger RNA, 1035 nt
Organism: Grosmannia clavigera kw1407
Lineage: Eukaryota; Fungi; Ascomycota; Sordariomycetes; Ophiostomatales; Ophiostomataceae
Exons: 4
Coding region: 1-1035 (344 amino acids)
Cellular component (GO): fungal-type vacuole membrane
Source: RefSeq, a predicted model, not a curated record
AUGGACUCCGACAAGAGAGACGAGGACACCUCGGUCCAGUACACCGAAACGGCGGUCGGCCGGCCGUCAAAGAAGAGUUUGUUGAUCGCACACGUGAAGCGGUUUUGGUGGGUGCACCUGCUCAUCAUCUGCUGCAUCGUGGCGCUCGCCGUCCCUCUCACCAUCUUUGUCGGCAUCAAGCACCUGGCCCAGAGCCAGCUCAACAAGGCCACCCUGGCCAUCCAGGGCAUCACCGUCACCAAUUCCACCACCGAGAGCUUCCAUAUGGCCAUCAACAGCACCAUCAAGGGCACCAAGACCAAGGCCACCGUCCACAGCUUCGUCGGCGCCAUGUAUCUCGAGGACGAGCCGGGCCACGUUCCCUUUGCGCACAUCAACUUCCCCGAGACCAAGAACAAGCCGAUGCAGUCGGUCAACAUCAGCCAGCUUGUCCCCAUCGAGAACUUGGCUGCCCUGACCACCUUCAACUCCUGGAUACUCGCCAAUGAGUCGGUGCGCGUCACUGUUGACGGCAACACCACCAUUAAUGUGCCUGGUAUCAGCCACAAGUACCACGUCCACUUCCACAAGAUCCUCACCCUGACCGGCCUGGACAGUUUCUCCGGCAUGUCCGUCGCCAACUCCUCUGUCACCGCCAGCAACUUCUCUGACGGCAGCAACUUCCACACCACCGUCACCAUCCCCAACAAGUCGGUGCUCAGCUUCGAAAUCGGCAACGCCACAUUCAAUACCUACUUAGAGGAUACGUAUAUCGGCCCAACCUACAUUAACAACGUCUUCCUUCACCAGGGCGACAACGUAUACCCCCUCCACUCUAAAUUAGCAGCCAUCCCCGUCCUCACAGCCCUCGACUCCGAACCGUACUGCGGCAACGGCACGCUGCCCAUCACCAUCUCUGGCAGCACUGUUAGCCGCAACGGCGAGAAUCUGACCUACUACUCCGAUGCUCUCGCCUCAUCCAACGACACCGUCCAGGUCCCUCUGGCCGAUGCUUUCAAGGCCAUCGGCAUCAACGCCAAGUGUCCGAGCAGCUAA